Messenger RNA from Monoraphidium neglectum, 951 nucleotides. Its product is annotated as ubiquitin-conjugating enzyme E2 J2. The record is from RefSeq and is a predicted model, not a curated record. Bases 1 to 951 code for a protein of 316 amino acids. The transcript has 4 exons. NCBI's taxonomy places the organism in Eukaryota, Viridiplantae, Chlorophyta, Chlorophyceae, Sphaeropleales, Selenastraceae.
AUGACACGGCUGCAGAAGGAGUACAAGGCUCUGCAGCGGGAGCCAGUGCCGCACCUGACGGCGCACCCAACCACCAAUCUGCUAGAGUGGCACUUUGUCCUGGAGGGCGCGGCGGGCACAGACUAUGAAGGCGGAGUGUAUCACGGCCGGCUCGUGUUCCCACCCACAUACCCCUUCAAGCCCCCCUCCAUUCUCAUGGUCACCCCAAACGGCCGCUUCGCCACCAACACCAAGCUCUGCCUGAGGUGCGGGCGCUCACGCAUGCAUAUUGCUCGGCGCCCAGCGCAGGCGGCGGGCCGCGCAGCGGCGGCGCGCGUAGCUGGGGUUGUGGGGCAGCAGCAGCAGCGCCGCGGCGCUGCGAAAGUGACCGUCGCUCCUGGCGGCGGCUCGGAGCAGUCCUGGAACCCCAUGUGGUCUGUGGGCACCAUCCUCACGGGUCUGCUGUCCUUCAUGUACGACAGCCAGCCAACCACAGGCAGCAUCACCACGACCAAGGCGGAGAAGCUGCGCAUGGCGCGGGAGUCCCUAGCGUUCAACUGCAAGAACUCUACAUUCCGCAAGCUGUUCCCAGAUUGGGUGGAGGAGCACGCCAAGCGGCAGGCGGCGGCAGCGGCACCACCCGUGCAGCCCACGGCGGCGGCGACGGCGACCGGGCAGCAGCAACAGAAGGCGUCGCCGCCAGGGGCCGCGCAAGCAGGAGCAGAGGCGGCAGCGGGGUUGCCACAGCAGCAGCAACAGCAGCAGCAUGCGCUGGGCGCGGCGGGCGUGGCGGAGGGCGGGGGCGGGGCCCGGGGGAAUGCGGGCGCGCCAGCUGCCGGCGGGUCGAGCAUGUUCACGGCGGCGGUGGUGGUGCUCGUGCUGGCGAUUGCAGUGUUCCCGCUCUGCAGCAGCGACAUGCGCGCCAGCCUUGCGCUGCUAAAAAGCAGGCUCUUUUCACCAGACAGCCUGUAA